Stylophora pistillata is the source of this 2232-nucleotide messenger RNA. Its product is annotated as G protein-activated inward rectifier potassium channel 3-like. Gene Ontology annotation, biological process: regulation of monoatomic ion transmembrane transport; potassium ion import across plasma membrane. The record is from RefSeq and is a predicted model, not a curated record. Gene Ontology annotation, molecular function: inward rectifier potassium channel activity. Gene Ontology annotation, cellular component: plasma membrane. NCBI's taxonomy places the organism in Eukaryota, Metazoa, Cnidaria, Anthozoa, Scleractinia, Pocilloporidae.
UUAAGUCACGUCCGCGUUGCAUACCUUCACAAUUUCUUUCUGUUAAAAUUGGUUCACAAUAAUUAGGCGAUAUAUUGAUCAAAACAAUGCUAUUCACAUGCACAGCAGGAAAAGUGCCACUAGGUUACUUUUGUCACUCAACUAAUGUCACAUGUUGUUAACUAACGCCGUUAUGGUAUAUAUUGGAAAUAAGUUACGAACUGCUCAAAACAGAGUUUACUAAUAACUUGAUAUGCCUUUUAUGGAACUAUCCGUUUGUGCGAGCGGUUGGUAAAUUUUUUCAACCAUGUCUUCUCCAUCGGACAGGUCGAGAGAUCAAGUUAGACGGCAUUGGCAACGUCGAGGGGUGGAGGAGUCUUCAGAUUCAAGAACAUCAUCUGACUACUCAGACAUGAACGAAACCGCCGAAGAAGGUGGCCAAGGGGAUGAGUAUGAGCUUAAAGAAGUUAAAAUAGAACAGCCUAAUGGCACAGGCCAUACUCACAAGAAGAAAUUAUGGGAAGCUAAAGGCAAAAGGAGUAGAAUGAAGCGGAUUCUAUCGACGAAACACGACAUCAAGAAGCGCCGGUUAGUGGGAAAACAUGGAAGGCUGAAAGUUGUCGCUUCACAAGUACCACAAAAACAUGGGAUGUAUCUCUCAGAUUUAUUCACUACAAUGAUUGACUCUAAAUGGCGAUGGAUUUGUGUGGUCUACACGUUCAUGUAUUGCGGUAGUUGGCUCCUUUUUGGCUUUUUAUGGUGGCUUGUGACGAUCAUACGUGGAGACAACUUCUGUGUCGAUAAUGUUGAUUCAUUUACUAGCGCGUUCCUGUUCUCGCUUGAGACGCAAACAACCAUUGGCUAUGGGGGCCGACAAAUCACUCCAAAGUGCCCAGAAGCUGUUAUCUUAUUGAAUGUGCAAUCACUGAUCGGGUUUAUCAUCGGUGCCUUUAUUCUAGGUUUAAUUUUCGCUAAGCUAUCGCGUCCGCGAAAUCGUGCGGAAACAAUUUUAUUCUCUCGAAACGCCGUGGUUGCGGUGCGUGACGGCAAAAUGUGACUAAUGUUUCGGGUCGGUGACGUAAGGAAAAGCCAAAUUCUGGAAGCCCAUGUUAGAAUGCAUCUGUUUCGAAAGAGGAAGACUCGAGAAGGGAUGGAACUGCCGUUUUAUCAGCAGAAUUUGCCCGUGGGAACGGACUGGUCUUGUAAAGACGGUCUGGCAGAGGACAGUGCAAUAUUUCUAAUAUUGCCCCUCACCAUGGUGCACGUUAUCGAUGAGAACAGCCCCCUUUAUGAAACGCACCCCAAAGAUUUGCUCAACUGCGAUUUUGAAAUAGUUGUGCUUCUGGAAGGAACUGUAGAAGCUACCAGUAUGUUGGUUCAAGCGAAGACGUCUUACACUUCGGAUGAAAUUCUCUGGGGUCACGAGUUUGUAAACACAACAGACGAGUUCAGAUGGAAGUCAGGAAGAUAUAGGGUCGAUUUUUCAGUGUUUGACAACACCCGAGCGGUGCCUACCCCCCAGGUAUCGGCUAAGGACUAUUACGAAGGAAAAAUGUUUAAAAUGAAUUCGGAAUCAUCUUUACUAAGCGUUGGAACACAGGAGGACCUAAGCUACGAUUCGGAUAAUACGGGGCAGAGACCUGCUGAGACAACUCUAAGCAUUGAAGAUAACGAGGCUAACGCGGAAAUAAUUUCAGUUGCUUAUGUUUAAUGUGGUUUUUAGAAAGGUAUUGUAGAAUGAAUUUGUUAAAUUCACUGCUAACAACUAAUUAACUAGGUAAUUAUGGUACCACAGACAGAACAUAAAUGCAAUCGAAAAGUCAAGAAUUACACUGAUGAACGUGAUCGCUUCGAUUAUCUGUAUCAUUAUUUUUCCAUAAAUACGAUCAUUCUUGUUUUUGUUGUGUUUUAUUAUUUGUUCACAAAGAAAUUUCUUUUUAGAUUGUAAUUUUCUUUCGGUUUCAAAUGGACGAGCGAGGAAACGAAUUCAUCUCUAAUCGAAUUAACAUCGCAAUGAAGACGGUGAUCUUGAUGUGUUUGUUUUGAUUGGGCAAUUAUCAGCUCUAAACACUUGUCAAGGCGCGAAUAUUCACCGAACAAUCAAAAUCAAUUAAUUCUUUGUAAAUUUACGUUUCGUUUCAGAUCAUCGUUUUCGAAUUUUGUUUUCUGUUUUUUACAAAUAGAUUAUCCAUUCUUGUCAGCUAAGAUUGACUACCACGAGAAUAAAACCAAUUACGCCACCGCCAAAUCUAA